UAAAUUUGAUCAAGAGUCGUGAGGGCUCGACGUGCCUACUGAGCCCUAACGAAAAGAGGGUAAAAAGACGAUUGCCCCCGCCGCUGCCCUUGCCCCUACUCUGUCGUCCCCCCUGCCAUUGCCGUCAUCUCGCCUCUUUUUCGUCACUUUUUUGCCAUCGUCGUCUCGUCUCGCCAACAGUCGAUACAACAACUAUUGAUGAGAUAAGGCGACGAAGACGAGGUGAUGACAGCGAGACAAGGGGUGGCCAUGGCACAAGCAACGACAGAGCAGGAGCUGCGCAAAUCCAUGAAAAGAGAAAGAAGAGAGCAAGGUUUGCAGUGUACGAGGUAUUCGAGCGUAUGGCCUACCAUGGGAUCUCGUCCAACUUGAUACUCUACUUGACAAAGAGGCUCCACCAGGGCACUGUGGCCUCCGCCAAGAACGUCACCAACUGGGUCGGCACCGUCUGGAUCACCCCCAUCUUUGGCGCCUACGUAGCGGACGCGUGGCUGGGUCGUUACUGGACGUUCCUGAUAGCCUCCGCCAUUUAUCUCUCGGGAAUGUCACUGCUAACACUGGCAGUUUCAGUUCCCGGACUACGACCUCCGACCUGCUCGGACCCUGAUCCGACCCGCUGCCGGAAGGCCUCGACUCUUCAACUCGCGGUGUUCUACGGCGCACUCUACACCUUAGCCAUCGGCACCGGCGGCACGAAGCCCAACAUCUCCACCAUCGGAGCGGACCAGUUCGAUGACUUCGAGGCCAAGGAGAAGGCCCAGAAGCUCUCCUUCUUCAACUGGUGGAUGUUCAGCAUCUUCUUUGGUACUCUCUUCGCCAACACCAUCCUGGUUUACAUACAGGACAACGUGGGCUGGGCUCUGGGCUAUGGGCUUCCAACUUUGGGCCUUGCCGUGUCCAUUCUGAUCUUUUUGGCGGGCACCCCUUAUUACAGGCACAGAGUGCCCACUGGGAGUCCAUUCACAAGAAUGGCUAAGGUUAUAGUGGCUGCCCUGAGGAAGUGGCGGCUACCCAUUCCAAGCGAUCCUAAAGAGCUGUAUGAGUUUGAUUUGGAGAAGUACACCCAGAAGAGCAAGUUUCGGUCCUUUCGGAUUGAUCCCACACGCACCUUGAGGUUCCUGAACAAAGCUUGUGUGAAGGCAGGCCCAUCUACACCAUGGAUGCUAUGCCCAGUUACCCAAGUGGAGGAAACCAAACAGAUGCUGAGAAUGAUACCCAUCUUGAUUGCCACAUUUGUUCCCAGCACAAUGGUUGCACAGAUCAACACCCUUUUUGUAAAACAAGGCACUACUCUAGACAGAAAGCUUGCUGGAUUCAGUAUUCCUCCAGCCAGCCUAGCAGGAUUUGUGACAAUCUCCUUGCUUAUCAGUAUAGUUAUCUAUGAUCUCUACUUUGUGAAAAUUAUGAGGAAAUGGACGAAGAACCCUAGAGGCAUCACUCUCCUGCAAAGAAUGGGAAUAGGGUUGGUUCUCCAUAUUGUUAUUAUGCUAAUCGCGUCGCUAACCGAAAGGUUUAGGCUAGGUGUUGCCAGGGACCAUGGCCUAAUUGAAAAUGGAGAGCAAGUUCCUUUAACUAUAUUCAUCUUGCUGCCUCAGUUUGUGCUCAUGGGAACAGCUGAUGCAUUUCUGGAGGUGGCGAAGAUCGAGUUUUUCUAUGACCAGGCGCCUGAAAACAUGAAGAGCCUGGGGACAUCUUACUCCAUGACUAGUCUGGGGAUCGGGAACUUCUUGAGCAGCUUCCUUCUCUCGACAGUUGCUCGUAUCACCAUGGAGCAUGGCCACCAUGGCUGGAUUCUCAACAACCUCAAUGCCUCUCAUCUGGACUAUUACUAUGCGUUUUUCGCGGUACUAAACUUGUUGAACUUCAUUUUCUUCUCGAUCGUGACUAGGAUUUAUGUAUACAAGGCUGAAGUUUCAGAUUCAAUGGAGAUUCUUAGACGAGGAUCGGAUAGCAUUUGAAUGCAAAUUAAUUAGCUACUAAUAUGGGUUCCAGCUUUAAUGUUUGAUGAUCUUUAGAUGAUGCUAA
Messenger RNA from Diospyros lotus (date-plum), 2025 nucleotides. Its product is annotated as protein NRT1/ PTR FAMILY 5.2-like. Bases 342 to 1958 code for a protein of 538 amino acids. Gene Ontology annotation, biological process: dipeptide transport; transmembrane transport. Gene Ontology annotation, cellular component: membrane. Lineage: Eukaryota; Viridiplantae; Streptophyta; Magnoliopsida; Ericales; Ebenaceae. The record is from RefSeq and is a predicted model, not a curated record. The transcript is spliced from 4 exons. Gene Ontology annotation, molecular function: dipeptide transmembrane transporter activity; tripeptide transmembrane transporter activity.